CAAUAACAAGAGACGUUCGGUACAAGCCACGAAUAGGCACCAGAAAACUUCCUCCGGAAUCGUUCUGCGUAGAUUGUUAAAAAUGGUCGCCCCGUAGGUGAUCUGUCAAGCAAUCUUGUUCCAUUUUGUAAUUAUUAUGAACCGGUAGAUAAAAGUAUUCCAAAUUUUUAGUGUAUAACGCAUUUCAAGUUUAAAUUCGAGGUAAAUGUGUCUCGAAGAGUUCAAGGUUCUAUUUCGUCAGGCACUUUCCAAACUUUCAGUUUUUAUGUACACAUCCGAUUGUCUAUAAGAAUACCGAGAAGAAAAACGAUCCAUAUGGUGUUUUUUAUGUUUAAUUACACGAGAUUGUUAAUUGAUCAAUGCAACUAAGAAUAACAAAACUAUAUGCACAAGAUAGAGUGUAUUGACAUUGGAUUAUCCUUUAGUAAAGGAUCAUUUAUAAAGGUGGUAUGAAAAUGAAGAUUCCAAGCAGUGGCUCUGGCAACGGAUACUACGGCCACGAGAAUAGUGUGAUAACAUACUUUGAUACUACCCUUGACACGGAAACUGAUGUGCAAGGGGCUAGUGAUGGAGAUUUUUCUGAAUAUCUUUGGAUGGAAAAUGAAGAAGAAUUUGAUAAACAGGUAUUACAACAAUUAGAAGAGGAAGAACUAAUGGAAGAAUGUCUUGAGGCGAUGUUAGAAGAAGAAAGACAACAUGAGAGAAACAUAAAUUCAACUGCCUGGUCAACUGCCACUAGUAUUCCAUACAAUAAUGGUGCUGAACUUUGUCAACAACUUAGUGACUUGAGAAUGCAUGAUGAUCUUGCAAAACAGAGUACAUUAAAUCCAGAUGCAGCUGAAUUUAUACCAGCAUUCAAGGCAACAGUGACGUCUGUAAGUACACCACCAGAAGUCACUGCUGAAUCAUCGUAGAGGGCCUACUUCUUUUUGUUUAAAACACUUAAAAUGAAGCUACUAUCGUAGCUAAAUUUUGCCAUCCUUGGUCAGGCAGUCGUAUUAACAAAAUCUAAUUAGGAACUAAAUGAUUGUGGCUAUACUUAAAACAGUAUGAAAUAAUAUGACAGUGGGUAGUAUGCGACAUUGUUAUUUAAUGUCGAAAAUUAGUAAGAUCAGUUGUAUAAUUACUGAUAGAUGCUGUACAUUACUCACAUCUUUAUGGACAAAAUAAUAUUAUACUAUAUUAUGGCCAUUUAAUUUUGUGCCGGAUCUGUGUUGACAGAAUUAAUAGCUACAUACAUAAGUUACUGAUUGCAUAAAUUUAUGUAGGUUACAUCCCUUUCAUUAUAUUUCUUCUCGAAUAUCAUUUCUUGCAUUCUUUACUGACAUUUUAUUGAAUAUAUUGCAAUGAUAUAUUAAAUCUGCUUCAAACUUAUAAGUGAUAAUUAUUUGAGUGCAUGGAAGAUACAUUAAACAUAUAAGAUUUUAUUAAUACCUUUAAAAACAAAAAAAAA
Messenger RNA from Vespa mandarinia (Asian giant hornet), 1453 nucleotides. It is a transcript of the gene Paip2, whose product is annotated as polyA-binding protein interacting protein 2. Gene Ontology annotation, biological process: negative regulation of translational initiation. Gene Ontology annotation, cellular component: cytoplasm. Lineage: Eukaryota; Metazoa; Arthropoda; Insecta; Hymenoptera; Vespidae. The record is from RefSeq and is a predicted model, not a curated record. Gene Ontology annotation, molecular function: mRNA regulatory element binding translation repressor activity.